AUGGAUAUGCUUGGAGAUGGUGAUUCCUCAACCUAUAACACCAUUGUCGAAAGCCAGCCAUAUGGAGAGGAUUUCAUUCCAAACAAAUUAGAAUGCAUUGGCCAUGUUCAAAAGCGGGUUGGAAGUCGUCUCCGCAAACUUAAAAGUUCCAACAAAGGAUUGAAAUUGGCUGAUGGUAAAGGUUUAGCUGGUAAAGGUAGGCUGACUGACAGUAAAAUAGAUGUUUUACAAAACUAUUAUGGCUUGGCAGUUAGAGAAAACCUUGAUGAUGUUGGUACAAUGGCGAAGUCCAUAGAAGCAUCUCUUUACCAUGUUGCGUCAACUGCUGAGAAUCCACAGCAUCAUCUCUGUCCAGACGGAAAGGACAGCUGGUGUGGAUAUAAGACAGACAAGGAGGGAUAUAAACAUAAAAAUGGAAUCCCAAGCUGUAUUGUUGACUUGAUCAAACCUAUUUAUAAGGAUCUUAGUAAGACUGAACUCUUGAAUAAAUGUACUCACGGAUUGACACAGAAUGUGAAUGAAUGCUUGAACAGGCUUAUCUGGGACAGAUGUCCCAAGUCUACUUAUGUUGAGCAAGAAACUGUGGCUCUUGCCACCUACUUAGCCAUUUUAAAGUUUAAUGAUGGUGACAUUUCCUUUUUAAAGUUAUUUAAUGACCUGGAUAUAACCCCAGGUAUCUUUACUGGUAAAGCCACUGAAGAUUGCGACAAUUCGAGAAUAAAACUGUCGGCAAAGAAGAGCACUGAAACAGUGAAAAAGAGAAGAAAAGUACUGAGACACCUAAGAAAGAACUAUGUUGACAGUAUUGAAGAGAAAGAAGGUGUUACCUAUGAAGCAGGUGCCUUCUAGACACUAUAAAAAAAGAACGAAACGUUAAAAUACUAUUUUCUCAAUUUGGCAGUUUUGUCAUUCCAAUUGAUCUUUGUGACAGCAUAUCUUUCUGAAUAUUAAGUGUAAAAGGUUGAAACUUGGUAUGUUUGUGGCUAUUAACAUUAUGAAGAGAAUCACCAUUUUUAUAUUAAAUAUAUUUAAUUAGUAAUGUAUAAAUGAGGUUUAAUUACCUAAUUAGGUAUGAAAAAAUUCCUUUUUUCUCUAAUGUGCAGAUUGUUUACCAAAUUUCAGAUAAAAAUGUUUUAAAGUGAAAAUAAAGAUGGUCAGGGGCUAGAUCAUGUUAUAAGCUUUCCAAAUAUAUGUCAUUUAUGUUAUUCUGAUUAAUUGUGUCUGCAGUGUCAUGUUACAUGCGACGCCAUUUUUUGACUAAUUAGUGGGCGGCCAUAUUGGAUAAUUAGUGUAAUUAAUGAGUAACCAAAAAUUUUUUUUCAGAUUUUGAUUUUUAUCACUGUACCCCUACAAAAAAUGUUUUUGCUGACUCUGUACCUUGUAAAAUGAAAAAAAAAGCUCUAAAGGUGAAUGACCACCUCAAGUAAUUGAAAUGGGAGUCGAUUCUGAUGAUGGCAAUUCCAGCUUGACAAAUGCAUCAAAGGCAAUUUUUGCUCAGCGACUUGCUUUGAUUAAAGAAAUACCACAUUCUGAUCUGGAAAUUAAUUUUUCUGUUCCU
Messenger RNA from Paramuricea clavata, 1558 nucleotides. The record is from the annotation of a GenBank genome assembly. NCBI's taxonomy places the organism in Eukaryota, Metazoa, Cnidaria, Anthozoa, Malacalcyonacea, Plexauridae.